AUGGCUCAAGGCCAGCUUGCGACGCUGCCCCCGAUGGCCUCACAAGCCUCUGCCCCAAGUCUUUCGAAAGAUGAACUUUAUCAGUUACAGCAGUGCGAGAGGAUCAUUCAGUUUCGCGAUGCCAUUCUUGCCGGCGCCCAUCCUAGGAUCAAGGUGCCAGCCAAUUUGGCGAAACAGACACCUGCUUUUGCAAACGCGUCUCCAUCCAACCCUUCCACGCCGGCAAAAGACUCGGCUGCAGUCGGUCAGCCCGACCAGUCUGGGGGCUUUCAGUUGGUUGCAAACACGCAAAACGCGUCUCUUCCGGGUUUGGGAAACCUGCCUCCGACUAACGCGAAUUUGCCCCAAAGACCAUAUGGCUCCGGCAAUACUGAGAUCAAUCCCAUUUUCCUCGAGAAAUCUGAUGACCUGAUCAAAGCCGAGAUCCAGCUCCAGAGGCAGCGCCUUGAGCGAGCAUUGCGGGACGAGGUCGAUCAACGACGGGCGGCUGUGAAGGCUUCGGCUCAGGCAGAGCCACUCGCCGACAUCGAUCUCUCCGAUGUCCUCUCCAAAGCUCUCACUCUUGUCCAAGCUACCACAACCAUGCCUGCCAAUGCUAUGCUGGCUGCUAACACUUCAGCUGCAAGUGAUUCAUUUGAUGAGAAUUCGUACUACUCCUCCCAACACAACUCGCCCGACUCUUCCCUCCUCAGUUCCCGCGCAGGCAACGAGCCUGAAGCUGCCACGCAAGCAAACAAGGCGUCUGCGCCUUCACAACCCUUCGACUUCCAGAUUCAGGUUCAAACCAGUCCAACCUCCGGCCUGCCUUCCUCGCUUUCUCAUGCGUCUGCUACUCAUCAGCCACAGGGCCAAGCUUCGACGUUCACUCCAUCCCACGCACGAGCUGCCCCGAGUGCAGUCGAUAUCGCACAAUAUGACCGAGAACCGUCGGUAGGCACGACGCAAAGAACAGAAGGGGGAGAUAACACAAGUUCAACUUCAGGAGGUGGGAGCGGAAAUGCCAGUCGAUCUGAGGAGUCAGGCGUCAUAGAACUUGACAACAGUGCUGAUAGGUCUGUUCCAGUAGCAGGACGCCAGCAACUGAGAGACUCUUUGCUUGAUCGUCAACCUUCGCCACUUAUUCAAGUCCGGGCUCACAACAUAUCCCCCAUCGCCCCACAGCCCGCACACGUUUCGUCUCUAGCCGUUGCUCGGGUUCCAGCAGUAGAUGCGCAAGACGUGAGCAUCCCUCAAGGGACCACGGCGCAGGUCAGGGCUUUGCGCAAUGAGCCCAAUACUAUUUCUAGUCCUGAUAGUUCGCCACAAGGAGGACGGAAUAUUGAGAAGCGAAAGGGCAAGAAAAAGAACAAGUUGAACAAGAAGGCGGCCCGGCAAGCGCAGGAGGCCGAGCCUUACAUCAAGCCUGAACCCCAGUCACCCUCUCCCAUGAACGCGCCUUCGUUUAUUCGACCCCCAAAGCGCCAGAGAAGACAGGGAGAUGAGGAGCCUCGAUAUGCCCAGUCAGAGCGCCAAUUUUCUCGCUCCUACAGGGACGAAGCCGCAGCCCCAGCUUACGAGAACCAAGAGUAUCGCCGACCUGUCAGUCAAGCCGCAGUUGCUGCUGAAUACGGGUACGGAAGAGAGUACGUGGAGGAUGCCCGCGUCCCUAGUGGCGCAGAGUAUGUACGGCGAGUGCAGUCGCCUGGCGUAUACGCCGUCCAUACUGCGCCGAGUGAGAUUUACGCAACUUCUCCAGCUAGUGUCGAUCGCUACGGUAGGGAACCUACACGAUACUACCGAGACGGCUACGAGGUCACGCGUAUGAGUACUCGCCCCGUGGCCGAGCGUGGAAGAUCUCGUUCCCCAGCCAUGAGGGAGAGAGGAUCACCACUUAUGGGACCUCCGAAGGGGCCGCCUGCCAGAGUCGUAGUAGAUCCCGCUAGCGGCCGCAGAUACUACGAACCCGCCAGCGUCAUUCGUCAGUCGGCCGCGCCGCAACAACCAGAGAUUAUCUACGAGAGAGCACCGAUCCGAGCCGAGUCCAGACGGCCUGGGCCGGACCCGCGUGACGAUGAGGUCCUUUACCAGAGAACCUCACCCAUGUACGCGGCACCACGCCGUGUGGUCACCCAGCCAGAGUAUGGGGUGUCAGAUGCUCAUCGUAUAUAUCGCCAGCGGGAAUACUCAUCGAGACCGAUGCCGCCACCAGGAGAGGAGUAUGUUCAGAUAAGGGGCGGGACGGAGCGGCGCAUUGUGGAGGGGUUGCCACAGGAGUACCUAAUGCGUGCGACGACGGUGCGUCCGGCCGAGACGGUACGGUACGAACUCCCUCGGGAGUAUGGGAGAGUACAGAGCGUGAGACCAGAGCAGCUGCCUGUUCGGGACUACGGCGGUGCGCCCAUACACCCGGAAAGUCAACGGGAGGUGAUUCCGCCCAUUCCUCGUUCGUACAGCGUACGGCCGGCGGCCGAGUCCCACGUUGUGCGGAGAGAGUACAGUGUCAGGCCGCUAGAUCAGCCGUACUACGGUCAGCCGCUCCCCGCCCGGGGCGAACCGGAGGUAUCGUAUAUUGAGCGGCCCAGAGUGGCCGCCCCGGAAGUAUACUACGCCGGGGAGGGGCCCCGUCAGGUGUACCGGUGA
Messenger RNA from Colletotrichum gloeosporioides, 2619 nucleotides. RefSeq lists its product as uncharacterized. Lineage: Eukaryota; Fungi; Ascomycota; Sordariomycetes; Glomerellales; Glomerellaceae. The coding region runs from base 1 to 2619 and encodes 872 amino acids. The transcript has a single exon. The record is from RefSeq and is a predicted model, not a curated record.